AGAUAGACCCGUUAAUCAUCCAACCGAGUGACAACAACAUAAUCAAGGAGUCAAUACUCUAGAGUUCGAAAUAUACAAUUUUCUCUUCUUGUGCACCUCACACGCAUUUGUAGAUAGAUACUUCUUUUGUUCACAGCUAUAUCAGUGACACUGACACUCACGACACGUCGCGAUUCGAUCGCGAAAGCCGGUAAAAAUCGUAUCGCCCCAGCAUCUUCACCGUCAGGCAACCAUCCCUUAUCCUGUUCCUGUUGCUGCUGCACUCGGUGCUCCAGUCCAGUCCACGCCAUGGCUUCCCGCGCCACUCUCCUGCCGCUCUUCCUCUUGCUCCUCGCGGCGCCCGCGCUCGCCACCUCCGGCACCAUCGUCUUCACCACGCUCGGCCGGAGCCGCUACGCCUUCGACAUCUUCGCGCUCCCACUCUCUCCGCUCUCCUCCGCCGCCGCCUCCGCGGAGCUCCGCCUCACCGACGGCGUCUCCGUUAACUACAACGGCAACUUCGCGCCCUCCUCCUCCUCCUCGGAGCCGCCCUCCCUCCUCUUCGUCUCCGAGCGGAACGGCUCACUAAACCUCUACCGCACCCCCGUCCCUCUUUCCGCCUCCGCCGCCCGCCGCCGCGAGGCGCUGGAGGAGGAGGACGACUCGCCGACGCUCACGCCGCUGCUCCCGUGGGACCCCAUCGCGCUCAAGGACCGGCCCUCGCUGACCCCCGACGGCGCCCACCUGGUGUACGUCUCCACGGCGGAGCCCGCGGGGUCCCCGCGCCGGAGCUGGGCGGCGGUGUACUCCACGAGCCUAGCGUCCGGGGCCACGCGCCGCCUCACCCCACGCGGCGUCGCCGACUUCAGCCCCGCCGUGUCGCCGUCCGGGGACUGGACCGCCGCCGCGUCGCCCGGCCCUCGCGGGUGGGACGGCGAGGUGGAGGACCUCCGCACCGACAUCUACGUCUUCCGGACCUCCGAUGGUUCGCGGCGGACGCUGGCCGUCCCGGACGCCGGGUGGCCGACCUGGGCCGACGACAGCACCGUCUUCUUCCACCGCCGGGACGGCGACGGCUGGUACGGCGUGUACCGCGCCAAGCUCUCCUUCACGGACGACGACGACGGCGGGGUGGCCGUCGCUUCCGUCGUCGACCGGAUUACCCCGCCGGGGAUCCACGCGUUCACCCCCGCCGCGUCGCCCGGCGCGCCGGGGCUCGUGGCCGUGGCCACCAGGCGCCCGGGCUCCGACUACCGCCACAUCGAGGUCAUCGACGUGUCCGGCGGCGGCGGCGCCAACGCCGCCUACUUCGACGUGACUAGGGCCGUGGCGCCGCGCGCGCACCACUUCAACCCGUUCAUCUCGCCCGACGGCGAGCGCGUCGGGUACCACCGGUGCCGGGGCAGCGGGAACGGGGACUCACCGCUGCUGCUGGAGAGCAUCAAGAGCCCGGCGCCGGACACGUUCUCGCUCUUCAGGAUCGACGGGUCGUUCCCCUCGUUCUCGCACGACGGCAAGAGGAUCGCCUUCGUCGGGCUGCCGGGGCUGUUCGUGGUCAACUCCGACGGCUCCGGCGGCCGCCGGCGGGUCUUCUCGGGCAACGCGUUCCCCACGACAUGGGAUUGGAAGAGGAAAGGUGUCAUCUACACCAGCGUCGGGCCAGACUUCGCGAGCGAGAGCACCGAGGUGGACGUUGUCGCCGUGUCCCUUGGCGACGACGACGACCCCAAAGUCUCGAUCAAGAAGCUCACCGUGGGCGGCGAGAACAACGCGUUCCCGUCCCCCUCGCCGGACGGCAAGUGGGUGGUGUUCCGGUCCGGGAGGUCCGGGCACAAGAACCUCUACAUCAUGGACGCGGAGGACGGCGAGGCCAGUGGCAUCCGCCGCCUCACCGAGGGUCCCUGGUCCGACACCAUGUGCAACUGGUCCCCCGAUGGCGAGUGGAUCGCGUUCGCCUCCGACCGGCACAACCCGGGCGGCGGCAGCUUCGGCAUCUACAUGGUGCACCCGAACGGCACCGGCCUGCGGAGGGUGGUGCACAGCACCGACGGCGGCCGCACCAACCACCCCUGGUUCAGCCCGGACUCCAAGACGCUGGUGUUCACGUCGGACUACGCCGCCGUGUCCGCGGAGCCCAUCUCAAACCCGCACCACUACCAGCCCUACGGCGAGAUCUUCACCGUCAACAUCGACGGGUCGGGCAUCCGCCGGCUCACGCACAACUCCUUCGAGGACGGGACGCCGUCGUGGACGCCACACUACCUGAAGCCGGAGGACGUCGGCGAGACGCUGCAGGCCUCCGGGACGUGCGCGUUUGAGGAUUGCCACUGGCUCAACAUUGCUGCCCAGCCAGAUGGCCUCAUGUGUGGCAAGCACGGCUGAUGUAGAAUCUGUGAUGGGACUCAUGUAUGUAUAUAUAGCACUAUAGCAGCGAUCAUCCAGUGCAGUGAUGCCAUCUUGUUUGCUUGCAUACUACUGAUAUGAAUAAGGUCAUGUACAGUGAUGCCAAGUUUAAGGCAAAAAUUAAAGAAACUCCACAUACUUAUGACGAUGCUUACAUGUACUAAUGACAGAUUAAUUAUGCAUUUAUGCUUAA
Molecule: messenger RNA, 2575 nt
Organism: Sorghum bicolor (sorghum)
Lineage: Eukaryota; Viridiplantae; Streptophyta; Magnoliopsida; Poales; Poaceae
Product: protein TolB
Exons: 1
Coding region: 289-2361 (690 amino acids)
Source: RefSeq, a predicted model, not a curated record